CGGGUUCUGUCAGUGCCAGAAGCAGCAUGUUGGUCAGCCGGCGACUGGCAGGGGCGCGAGCCCGGGCACCUCUGCUUGCGAGUCUUCUCGAGGCUUUGUGCCGCCACGGCCGGACCACCUCAUCCUACUCCGCUUUCUCUGAGCCGUCACGGGUGAGGGCGCUGGUCUAUGACAACCACGGGGAUCCAGCCAAGGUCAUCCAACUGAAGAAUCUGGAGCUCACUGCAGUGGAAGGAUCUGACGUCCAUGUGAGGAUGCUGGCAGCCCCUAUCAAUCCAUCUGACAUAAAUAUGAUCCAAGGGAACUAUGGCCUCCUUCCCAAGCUGCCUGCUGUUGGCGGGAAUGAAGGUGUUGGACAAGUGAUAGCAGUGGGCAGCAGUGUGUCUGGAUUGAAGCCAGGAGAUUGGGUGAUCCCAGCAAAUGCUGGUUUGGGAACCUGGCGGACUGAGGCUGUGUUCAGUGAGGAAGCGAUGAUUGGAAUCCCUAAGGACAUCCCUCUCCAGAGUGCUGCCACCCUAGGUGUCAACCCCUGCACAGCCUACAGGAUGUUGGUGGACUUUGAACAGCUGCAGCCAGGGGACUCUGUCAUCCAGAAUGCGUCCAACAGUGGAGUGGGGCAAGCAGUCAUUCAGAUCGCCUCAGCCCUUCGCCUAAAGACCAUCAAUGUGGUCCGAGACAGACCUGACAUCAAGAAGCUAACUGACAGACUGAAGGAUCUAGGAGCUGAUUAUGUCCUCACAGAGGAGGAGCUAAGGAUGCCCGAGACAAAAGCCAUCUUCAAGGACCUGCCGCUGCCCCGACUGGCUCUCAACUGUGUUGGUGGGAAGAGUUCCACAGAGCUGCUCCGGCACCUAGCGCCUGGAGGAACCAUGGUGACCUAUGGGGGAAUGGCCAAGCAGCCUGUAACAGCCUCUAUGAGUCUGCUCAUUUUUAAGGACCUCAAACUUCGGGGCUUUUGGUUGUCCCAGUGGAAGAAGAACCACAGUCCAGAGGAGUUCAAGGAGCUGAUUCUCAUUCUCUGCAACCUCAUCCGCCAAGGCCAGCUUACAGCCCCUGCCUGCUCUGAGGUUCCACUGCAGGACUAUCAGCAGGCUUUGGAAGCCUCCAUGAAGCCUUUUGUGUCUUCAAAGCAGAUUCUUACCAUGUGAGUACUCCAGAGGACCAGGAGGAGAGCAGGAGAGGCAGGCCAGCAAGACUGUCUCUCCAAGAGGACCCCAGCCUUCCCAUCCUUCCCAGCCUUACUGCCUCUUCCUACCAGGAGGGUGGAAGGCCAACCCCAGGGUCCCUAAUAAACCCUGAACUUCUGGAGUAGAGGAUGAGUAUAGUCACACCUGUGGAGGAAUGAUAUGCGCCUGCCCCGCCUCUCCACCUGUUGUCCAGUCGCUGCCUGACCACCCUGAAAGCAGAGUCUAUGAGAUUGCUGCCAAGUGCAGAAGUCACUCUCUGCCCUCAGCAGCAUGAGCCCUAGAGUCUGGCAGAAAGGGAAAGGUUGUUAACUUCUCUUGGAGUAUGUGGCUCUGUCCAAGGCAAAGGGAUCUGCUGCCUAGAAGGUGAGUGGCAGGCUGAGAUCACUAAAGCUUAAGAGACACAGGACAGCAGGUGUCUAGGCCACCUUCUGUUGUAACUAAGAAAUUAAACAUCAUACCUGCGGUUCUCA
Arvicanthis niloticus (Nile rat) is the source of this 1657-nucleotide messenger RNA. It is a transcript of the gene Mecr, whose product is annotated as mitochondrial trans-2-enoyl-CoA reductase. Lineage: Eukaryota; Metazoa; Chordata; Mammalia; Rodentia; Muridae. Gene Ontology annotation, biological process: fatty acid metabolic process. Gene Ontology annotation, molecular function: oxidoreductase activity. The record is from RefSeq and is a predicted model, not a curated record. Gene Ontology annotation, cellular component: mitochondrion.